UGAUUAGAUAAUAUGAUCAUCGUAAGGCAUAUGAUAUGUGUUAAGUUUCACUUGGGCUAAACAAAAUUUAUACUAAUUAAGUAUCUUUAUCCAAUUAUUUUAACUCUCAAUAAUUGGUUUAGAGUUUGUCCGGACUCGAGAAACACGAAUUAUUAUAUGUUUUAUAAUAUAAUAAAUUUCAGUGUCUUGGUUUUACAAAUCUUGAUAUGUUAUCCUAAAUGGGAUGUGAUAAUUGAUAAACCUUCACGAUAUGAAUUUUUAUUAGAGAAUAAUAGCAUCAUAGGUGAGUAUGCUAAGUAUUGAGAAUUUUUAAUAUAAGCCCAUUGCAUACUCGCUUAUAAAGUGAGAGUUUCAAUAAUGCUUUACUAGGUAAAUGGUUAUGGAAAUAUGUUUUGGAAAGAAACAGUUUGUGGAGGCAGCUUCUCAACUUAAAAUAUCCCAAUCCAAUUUCAGAGUGGAAAGCUAAGAAGAUGGAGGAAGGGUAUAACAGUUCUAUUUGGGCAAAUAUCUGCAAGGUCAGUAAGUUGUUCUGGAAAGCAGCAAGUGUCGAUCCUGGCCCAGGUAUCGCAAUCUCUCUUUGGCACGAUAACUGGAUCCCUGGGAAGUCGCUGGCAGAGUCUUUCCCGCAAGCUGGUGCUGCUACUUUACCCAACGCUAGUAUCCUUGACUCUGUGUCCUUCUCAGGUGAGAUAAUUUUGUGGGAAAUUCCUUUCUCUAUUUCUUUACGGGGUGGAGAAGAGUCUGAGAGAAAUACCUUCUUUGAAGUGAUCAAUUCCAAUUCUUUUAGAUUAAAUUAUAGUCCAUGUCGUAUGUUGUGGAAUCCGGACACAGAAAAGUCGUUCUCUGUUAGUUCUUUUUACAUGUGGCAGGGGAUGAACGGUUCCAUGGGGUGGCUGAGUGUCAUUCCGCUUUGGUAUGGAAGAUCAUUAUUCCCAUGAAAAUCUGUGGUUUUAUAUGGCUUGUUUGGCAUAAAAAAAUUCUGACCAUGGGCAAUCUGAAGAGACAAGGACUGCAACUGGCAAAUCGGCGCGUCUUGUGCCUCAAAAAAGAAGAAACUAUUAACCAUGUCUUGGUUGAUUGCAGUUAUACCAGGCGCGUGUGGAGUGAUAUUUUUUAUCAACGACAUCCCUCUGGACCUGUCUUCUGGUGAAAUCUCUACGAUCAUUAACUGCAAUGAGCAUAGCAGCCUUGAUUGUGUUGAAACUUGGAUCAAAUACUGCUCUAUUCAUACAUAGGGGUGGCAGUCGGUCGGUUUCGGUUUAACCAAAAACCAAUUUCUCGAUUUUUUGUUAAAUUGAGAAACCACCUCUCAUUGCCGACCACCGAUCGUGAGUGACACCACGGCUAGCUGACCAUCGACCGGUCGGGUAUCGAUUUUGGUACGGUUAGCCGCCUACCCGAAAACACUCCCUUCUCCAAAACAAAUUCAUUAAAAAUUAUUUAUAAAAAAAAAAUCAACGAAAAUCCCUACCAUUAAAUCCUUAUCUUCUUCCUCCUUAUCUCUGCUUCUCUCUCCUUCCUUCCUCCAAAAAGACCCACCAGAGACCAGCCCUUUUCUUCCUUCUCUCUCCUUCCUCCAUUUCAAACCCACAAGACACCCGACCACUCCUUCCUUCUCUCUCCUUCCUUCCUUCAUUUCAGGUUUAGACACCAGUCACCACGGCAGCCGGUCGCGGAGGAGAAGAAGAGGCACAACGGCGGCCACAGAGGAGAGCGAAGGGAGACAUCCCCGGCGCAGGAGAGGCGAAAAUGGGGAGGGCAGGGAUGGCGAUGGGAGAUGCGCGGAGGCCUGGGGGUCGUCGAGGAUGGGAGAUGGCGAUGUCAGAGAGGAAUCGGCAAGGAGAAACGACGCUAUCUCUGGCUCUGGCUCGCGGUGCCCGGUCGUCGAGGAGGGCGGGGAGGGGAGACGGAGUCGUCGAGGAGGGUGCCUGGGGUUUGGAUGGCGGAGGCGAAGGUAAUGACAGAGUUGGGCUGGGAUUUGGAUGGAGGCUGGGCUGGGAUUUGGAUGGCGGAGGGCUGGGAUUUGAGUAUGAAGAAGAAAGAAUUAGGGUUGGGGUUUGGCCGAAGGAGGGGGUCGUUUUCAGUGUUAGUGAACGACAACGUUUUAUUAAAAGGAUGGUUGGUCGGUUAUGUUCGGUUAGUCGGGUAACCGCGGUUAAUCAUCCUCGGUUACUCGGCUAGCCGAAAACCAGCUUUAUUCCAACGAACACCGACCGAGGCAAAUAACCGUUGGUUUUCGGUUAGCUACUUACCGGCAGUUAUCGGUUGAACUGGCUGGUUAGCCGCUAACCGGAAACCGAACUACCACCCCUAUUCAUGCAAUCUGCUGGUAUGUUUGGAAGGAGAGAAACCAGAGGAUUUUUCAAGAGACGGGUUGUACAUCAUAUAUAUAGUUGCUAGGAAAAUUAUCAGAGCAAUCAUGGAGUGGAUCACUGCACAUAGAAAGAUUGGGAAGGAACAGGAUAUUGGUAUUGCUUUUAUGCAAUCAUGGCUUCGCAGAAGGUCAAGCACUAGUCAAGAUCAUUACGUUGGGGGACCUUAGCAAUGUUGACUGUUGAGUGUCCUGUGUUCGGCUUGGAGUUUUUGUGUUUGGUGGAAACUUGUUUGUCUACCUUCUUUCUUUUCUGCUCUAUUUCUUUUCCCUCUUCUAAACUUUUGAACUUUUUUGGACUUUGAUUUAUUAGUUGUUUCUCACGCCUUGUGGAACCUGCUAAUUGAACUUUUUCAUUUUUAAUAAAGUUCAUUACCAAUACAAAAAAAAAGUGAGAGUAUAAAAAUAUAGAUGAUUCAAAAGAUUUUAAACAUAUAGAUAAAUCAAUAUGAUAUAAAAGAUAAAUGAAACUCUCCGGUCAAUAAGUCGGGUAAGAAACUAGUUAUACUUAUAAUAUUCUUAUUUAUGAUGCGUCAUUUCUUUACAAUUUUUUUAUGAUUUAGUGCCAAUUAAACAAAUAAAGUAUGAACCAUUCG
Linum trigynum is the source of this 2967-nucleotide messenger RNA. NCBI's taxonomy places the organism in Eukaryota, Viridiplantae, Streptophyta, Magnoliopsida, Malpighiales, Linaceae. The record is from the annotation of a GenBank genome assembly.